AUGAGGUCACAAUACAACAUAACUCGACUUCUUUUUAUUUUAUUAUUGAUCAUUUUAGCAAUUUAUCUUUUUAGACAAAGUGAAUUUAAAAGAAUUAAUUUUAACUUAAAACAGAUACAAUUAGAUAAAAAAAUCGCAGAAAAACAUCGAAAUUUAGAAGACAAUGCUAUUAAAUUAACUCGUCAAAAGAUUGAAGAAUAUAUUUAUGAAUAUCAAAAUUUUACUAAAAUUAUUCCUGGAUCUAACCGCAUUAUUGACAUUGAAAGUUUAAUCAAAUUUCGAAAUUAUUUAGAAUGUGUUACCACAAAAGGUAAUUGGGCGUUAGAUCUUACUCCGAGGCCUUUAAUUCGACAUAAACAAAGUCCAUUGUAUGGAAAGUGUAAUAAGAGAUAUAAAAAUAAUGGAGGGAACCAAAUUAUUUCUGUGAAAGAAGAAUGGAAAUUAAUUCCAGAGUUUGCAAAAUAUGUAUGGAAAACACCAAAUGAAUGUCCUAUGCAAAAAAUGGAUGUUAAGCAAGCUUGUAAUCUAAUUUCGGGACUUCGAUUUUUAUUAGUUGGAGAUGAGUUACAAUAUCAAUUACAUGAACUUUUAUUAGAUUUCUUUCAUGAAGGGCCUGUUCAAUGUUAUGGUGAAAUAUCAUGCAAAAUGCACACGCUUUGUGGCAUUGAUUUAUAUGACCAAAAAACAUCAGCAAUGAGAUAUAUAAGAAGUGAUAUACUUUCUGUCGAGGAUCCUCCAUAUCUAAUGGACAUUAAGUAUUUACAAUUUCCUUGGUUAAAGUUCAUCAAGAAUUACAGUAUUAUUAUUCUAAAUAAGGGUCAUCAUUGGCAAGAUGAUGAGAUAUUUCGAGAUAAUUUGAUAAGUACCAUUAUCACUUUAAGGAAACAAUUUGACGAUCGACUUAUAAUUUACCGUGCUACUAUUAUAGGGCAUUUAAACUGCCAAAAUGCCGAUAAACCUUUGCCUUCUCCUCCGAAUUCUACAGAGUUAGAAAAUCUUCCAUAUCAUUGGGGCGAUAUUCAUAGACAAAAUUUAAUUGCUAAAGAAAUUGUCGAAGCUUUUGGUGGUGUAUUUUUAGAUAUAGAACCAGCCAUGAUCACGAGAGCAGAUGGUCACAUUGGUGGCCGAGAUUGUUUAAGAUGGUGUAUACCUGGACCUGCAGAUGUUUGGCUAGAUUUUUUAUUUUAUGUUUUGCAAGAGUUAAUAUGA
Messenger RNA from Scutellospora calospora, 1209 nucleotides. Lineage: Eukaryota; Fungi; Glomeromycota; Glomeromycetes; Diversisporales; Gigasporaceae. The record is from the annotation of a GenBank genome assembly.